GGCUGUAGUGCGGGCCCCGCGUCGGGCCGGGCGAGGAGGGGAGGCGCCGCCGGCGGCGCGGCGGACUCCGUUUCCCAGCGUGCCCAUAGAGGGUGGCAUGGCGGAGAAGGAUGACACCGGAGUUUGACGAAGAAGUGGUGUUUGAGAACUCUCCUCUGUACCAGUACCUGCAGGACCUGGGGCACACAGAUUUUGAAGUAUGUUCGUCCGCGUCGCAGAAGGCAGAGCUGUGUGCGGCUGCAGAGAGCCAAAAGGAGAGAGCUGUGCGUGCUGCCCAGAAACGAGGCCUCCUGCCGAGGCUGGCUGAGCUCCUCAGGACCUGGCUUCCCUGGCCGCACUGCAGCAGGCAUGAGGACGUCCUUCACCGCCUGGACGUUGGAUUUCGCCUCGACACGCUCCGAACCAUCCUGCAACAGGAAGUGCUGCUGCAGGAGGAUGUGGAGCUGAUUGAGUUCCUUGACCCCAGCAUCCUGUCUGCAGGGCAGAGCAAGCAACAGGAAAGCAGGCAGCUCCCAACGCUACGCUCCCUAGCAGCUCCUGGCAUUUGGGAUGUCUCGCUGCUCCUGGCCUUUGGAAGUGCACUGCUCAUGCUGCCUUCCUGGUGGAAGGACUGCUCCUGGCUGCCCUGGGCACUGGUUCUGCUGGGCUAUGCAGCCUUCCGCCUGUGGGGCACCUGGAGGACAGCCAAGCUGCAGCUGGCGCUGCGCAGGUACUGCCUGCAGCUGGAGGAGACAGUGGCCAACAGCCGCGCGUUCACCAACCUGGUGAGGAAGGCUCUGCGGCUCAUCCAGGAGACAGAAGUCAUCUCCAGAGGCUUUACCCUUUUGCUUGACAGGGUCAGUGCUGCUUGCCCACUUAACAAAGCUGCCCAGCACCCCAGCCAGCACCUGCUGGGCCUGCGCCGAGCUGUGUACCGCGCGGUCAGCGCCAACCUGCGAGCCUCCCGCCUGGCCACCCUCUACAUGCUGAAGCACUACCCUCUGAACUCGGAGAGUGACAACGUGACCAGCUACAUCUGUGUAGUCCCUUUCAAGGAGCUGGGCCUGGGCCUGAGUGAGGAGCAGGUGUCUGAAGAGGAGGCACACAACCUGACCGACGGCUUCAGCCUGCCUGCGCUCAAGGUCCUCUUCCAGCUCUGGGUGGGACAGAGCUCGGAGUUCUUCAGGAGGCUGGUGCUGCUGCUCUCCCCAGCCAACGCAGCCCCCAGGCCCUUGCUGUGCCCCGAGCGGCUGCCCCAUCACAUCCUGUCCGACGUGACCCAAGGCCUACCUCACACUCACGCUGCCUGCCUGGAGGAGCUGAGGAGGAGCUACGAGUUCUAUCGCUACUUCGAGACGCAGCACCAGGCCGGCCCCGAGCGGCCAGCCCGAGCCAAGCAGCAGAGCAGGCAGCUGAGCAGCCUGCAGACGGCGGUGCGCAGCCUGCAGCUGCACCUGAAGGCGCUGCUCAAUGAGGUAAUAAUUCUGGAGGAUGAACUUGAAAAGCUUGUCAGCACUAAGGAGACACCUGAGCUGACAACAGAAGCCCACCAAGUUCUGGAGCAGAAACUAAAGUUUAUUCAGCCUCAUAUCCAGGCAAGCAACAGCUGCUGGGAAGAAGCCAUUUCUCAGGUGGAAAAAAUGAGUGGAAGAAACCCAAAUCAAAAAGGCAAAGCCGAAGUCUCCUGUGACAGCCUGCAGCGCACUGCAGUCCCUUUAACCCAGCCUGCCAUAUACAUAGAGAACAGAGACCCAGUCCCUGAGGAGCAGGAGCUGGAAGCCUAUGUGGAUUAUUCUGACUCAGAGAAUGAAUGCAGAAGGGAAGAUUUGUACUGCUUCUCCCAUGAAGAGAGAGAGAGACAAGAACGCGAGAGGCAGGAAUCGAAGAGGGUGUUACAGGAGCUCAAAUCUGUGCUGGGAUUUAAAGCUUCGGAAAUAGAAAGGCAGAAGUGGAAGCAGCUGCUCUUCAGUGACCAUGCUGCAGUGAAACCCUUGUCUCCUGUAGAACCACUGAAGCUACUGAAUUAUUUGGAGUCACAGAUGAAUUCAGAUACAGAAAAGCAGAACUGUAGCCAAAGGUGUGACAGAUCUGAAGAAACAGAUCCAAAAGGGAGCUGUGCUGACAAAAGCAGGACAGAGCCUUUGCCUGAAGAUCCUGAGGUGGAGGGCAGUGAAGGCAGUGCUGCUGAGGAAGGUGUCUGUGUGAGGGCUGAGGAAGGAAUGUGUUCCCAGCAUGAAGGGGGAGAACCGAAGAGCAGCAGCUUGGCUGGAGCAGAGGGUUCGGAGCCUCCCUCGAAGGAUGCUUUGCACUCCAGAAUCAAGCAUAGGCUGGCCCAGCUCCACACAGCCACAGACCUGAACUUCACCUCGGGGCUGGCUGCACAAGCUGCUGCCAGGUCCUUCACUUUUACUACAAUGCAAGAGGAGACUUUUGGAGAUGAGGAGGAGGAGUGUGAAGACCAUGUGGAGGACUGCCAGAGUGAAGCUGGAGGCUCUGAAAGUGAUGGACAAUGCUAAGUCUGAGAUGACUUUUGUUAGACCAACAGCAGGCAAUUGGAUGGAACAAACCUGAGGUGGGGGUGCAAAGACUGAAGUUGGAUGGAGAAAAAUGAGAGCUCAGUGUAAAGCAGCUGCAGGUCUGAGUCACCGAGCAGGACUUGUGGAUGUGUGGGCAGUGUGCAGGUAAGAGGAGCGCAGGCUGCCUUCAGGAGGCAGUUGGCUGCUGCCUUGUGAAGGUCCUAGUGGUUGGGGUUGCAGUCUGUGUUUUCUGCUUGCUUUAUUUCCACUAACAUCUCUCCUGGUGGUUAUUUGUUUGGUCUAGAGAGCAGGGACAGAGUAUCUGCAGUUGCAAGCCUCCACUGGGACUUUUCUUCUCUGGCUCUGUUGUGGCACCAAUGUUUGUUCCAACCAAAGCCCCCCAGCCAGGCCAUUUCUUGUGGAGGAGCCUGAGCUGUUCCCUAUGCUCUUCCCCACCACUUCUUGUUUCAUUCCUGUGCCUGCAGUGUGUUGCUAAGCCAGGGCAGGGCGUUGUGAUCCUGUGCUUAGUGACCUGGCUGCCAUCUGGAAGGCAGAAUUUGAGAUCGGCACAUGAGGGAAGCAGUGCAAAGGAAUCAUGCUUCAGGUUAAGGCUUCUUUGCAAACUUAGGAAGGGUUAAUACAUGCCAACCACAGAGCUCAGCUGCUCCACCCUCUCCACCAUGCCCAGGGACACCUCUCAGCUACACUCAGCUGCUCAAGGUCUCAUCCAGCCUGGCCUGCAACACCCCCAGCAAGGAGGCAGCCGCAGCCACAGCCUCCCUGGGCAGCCUGGGCCAGGCUCUCACCACCCUCACACUCAACAGCUUCUGCCUCAGCUCCACUCUCAGCCUGCUCUGCCUCAGCUCCAAACCAUUGCCCCUUGGCCUGCCUCACACCCCCUCAGCACAGCUCCCUCUGCAGCCUUCCUGCAGGAUGCCUUCAGCUCUUGGCAGCAGCUCUGAGGUGCCCUGGAGCCUUCUCCUCUGCAGGCUGCAACCCCCCAGCUCCCUCAGCCUGUGCUCACAGCAGAGCUGCUCCAGCCCUGCCAGCAUCUUUGUGGCCUCCUCUGGGCUCUCUCCACAGCUCUGUGUUUCAGCAGAGCAGAGCCAAGGGGCACAAUGUCCCCUCUUACCCUCUGCCCACACUGCUCUGGCUGCAGCCAGCACACAGCUGCUUGCUGGGCUGCAGGAGGCACUGCUGGCUGCUGGGGAGCUGCUCAGCACCCAGCACCCCCAAGGCUCUUUCCUCAGGGCUUCUCUCAGCCCCUUCUGCACCCAGCCAGGCUCAGUGCCUGGGCUUGGCCUGGCCCAGCUGCAGACCCUUGCACUUUCAGAUCAGAUCAGGGAUCAAACUGAAGGCUUCUGUGGCAGGUUUGUGGAAGCUUGGACUUGUCCCUUCCAGCCCAGUCCAUGAAUGGCUCUGGGAACGCUGGCACUUACUGCAGCCACAGCAGAAGGGAUCAGGCUGGGGUGCAGCAGCCCAGGGGGCACCACCCCUCUGGUGGCUGUUGGCUUUCAGAUGUGACUCUGCCUUCCCAAACACCAGCUGUGUUUCACAGGUAGCUGCAGCUCUGUGUCAUUAGUGGACUUGAUUCAUGCUGCAGUCUUCCUAUUUAGAGCCAGCUUCCUGACCUUCUGCAGCUGCACAGUCCUGAGCUGAACACAGGCUGACAGGCAGUGCCCAGAGCCUCCCCCAGCAGCUGCUGGAGCCUCCUGCUGCUCUGCAGAGGAUCCUUGCUCCCUGAGCUGCUGCAGAUGCCCAGGUCAGGCUUUAGGGCCAUUUGUCAUUGGUGUUAGAGAGCUCUGCCCUCCUUUGUUCAGGCUGACAGAGCUCUGUGUGAUGUCUGAGCUGGCAGCCCAGGCGUUGAGGAGGAUGAUAGCUUCUCUUGGUAGAGAGCUGAUUACUCCUCUGAUGUACACUCCAAAGGGCAAUAAUGUGUGCAGCCCUCAGUGGUCUCAGCCCAUCUCAGUGUGGCCAGGAAGGACUCUCCAGGCCUUUCUCUGCAGUGGUCCUCUCACCUUGAGCCAGGCGGGUGGAUGGGACUCUGCUGCUUGUUCUUCCUCCAGCGCUGUCUCUCUUUUAGAAGUCUUCAGCUCUCCUGCAGCCAGCUCCUUAGGAGCUUGCUCACUUCUGCCCUUCACUUCUGAGUGUGCUGUCUCCAUGAAAUCCCAGGGCAGGCAGCCUAUCUGCUCUGGCUUUUCUUCCAGGAAGCUCUGACCUACCUUCCAGCCUGGCCCUCCUGUUCCUUCCUGGACCUCACUUUCCUUGUUUGAUGCUGGGAUGGAGAUGUCUCCUCAGGGGCUGGUCCUUGAACACAGGUUGCUCCUCACUUCACCUCUUUGUAGCAGAAGGGUGGUUCAGCUGUGGCUGAGUCUGCAUCCCCCUGACCAAGCUUGCUCCUUGCUGCAGCAAGGGCUGAGACAUUGCUCUCCAGCUGCUGUGCAUUGGCUCCACAGCUGCCCAGCCUUGAGCUCUGAGAGCUCAGGGCUCUAGGUUGCGCUUGACCCUUUGCCACUGUCAGAGAGCUGUGUUUGCAGAGCACAGCUCCUGCUGAGCCUUGCUGACCUAGUGAGCAGCACUGCUGCCUUGUUGCUGAAUGUCAGGAAGGUUUUCUUUCCAUACACACCCAGAGGUGCUCUCUGUGCUCCACGUGGCUGCUGCCAGCUGGCACUGCCAGGCCUGUCUGGCACAGAGGUUGUGUUUCUCUCACUUCAGGUACCUACUCAGAAGGCAAACACAAAUGUCAGCACCAGGCCUGAGCUCUCUCGUGGGCAGCAGGCUGUGGGGCAGUGCAGGUGCCCUCUGCUCUUGCCCCUUGCAUUGGAAGGCUUUGCCAGGCUGUGUCUGCUGCUGGGGCCUCGCAGCUGGGCACUGGGGGUGCCCACAUGCCCACCUGCCUUGUCUCCACGCAGCUUCCCAGCGACUCCUGCAGGCUGAGCAGCUCCCAAGCCGGGCCCUAGGGGCAGCAGAGGCUGCCAAGGGGAGCGCAGGGCAGGAAAGCAGAAGGCUCCUGCUGAGCUGCUGUGUAGCUGGGUAAUAAAGGAGAGCUGCGAGAGAAGAGGAAAUGUUGAGGAGAGACUGCAGCGAGGGGCUCCUGGCAGGGCUGCAGGGCCAGUCAGAGGCGGCACUCUGAAGCCCGCAGCUGGGCAGCGUGGGGACAGGAAGCCAUGGGCAGCUCCUGGGGCCUGGCUCUGCUCUGCCUGACGCAGUGUGAGCUGCCCCUGGGGCUCCUGCCUUCAGCGGCUCCAGCGCCCUGCCUGGGCUGGCUCCCCCGGCGCUGCUCUGCACCUGCUGCCAGUCACUGAUACUGCUUUGAGGGCAGCCUGGAGCAGGGCUUUGAGGCAGGCAUGAAGCCUGGCAGCAGGCUCCAGCAGCCAGGUUCUGGUUAGGAUGGAGGCAGAGGCAGGAGGGCAGGCCUGGGGCCUGCCUUUGCUUUCUGAUGUUUUCCCAAACCCUUUUGUCUCUGGUUCUUACCAAGUGCCAUGGCCACAGGUUUCUGGAACACCUCCAGGCAUGGGCACUCCACCACCUGCCCGGGCAGCCUGUGCCAACCCCUGACCAGUCUUGCAGCAAAGGAAUCGUUCCUAAUAUCCAACCUAAGCCUCCCCUGGCGCAGCUUGAGGCCAUUUCCUCCUGUCCUGAGAGAAGAGCCCAGUCCCCUGGCAGGCAGUCCCUUGCAGCAUCCCUUGGCUGGCUGGGCACAGGUAGGGCUUCAGCCUGGCCUCUGGAGAUGUCUUCUGCUUGUCCAGCAGUGUGGCUCCUAAGGAAAUGACUUUGUACACUUUGCCAGUGCCAAAGCAGAGGCAGCAGCACAGUGUCUGCAGCCUGGGGGCUCCCUCAGAGUGCUCAGGCUGCUACCAGGGCAGAGGCUGGGUGCUGCUGAUGGCAGGGGCCGUGGCUGCUGCACUCCUUGCUGUCAGCCCUCCCUCUGGGAUGCACAGGGCUGGAGGAUAGGUUGGACUGGGUGAUCUUGGAGGCCUCUUCCAAGCUGGUUGAUUCUGUGGUUCUCUGUGGGACCUUAGGGCUGUGGAGCACUCUUCUCCCUCAGGUGUGACUCCCCUGACUGGCAUCUCCAGGAGGGAAGGCUUAGAGGUGAGGGAGGGAGAAAGGCCAGAGCGUGCUGCUGGGAGGCAGAGGAAGCCUGCUGAGGCAGGAGCAGUGCACCUCUUGGCCUGACCAGUGCCUAAUUUGCAGUGCAAAGGCCUUGCUGACCCUUUGCUGCUUCCAGGUUGGUUUGUUUUCAUGUGGAAUGCUGAACAGACCCAGUUGCUUCUGCUGGAAGAAGCCUGCCCACCGAGAGGGGUCUGUGAUGCUUUCCUUGGCCUGGAGGUGCUUCAAGUGCUGGGGGAGCUCUCCAGCUGCAGACAUCCUGCAGGACCUGGCACUCCCACUUCACACUUUGCUCUGUAGGAACUGGACUUUCCUAUACUGCCAAGAAUGUACAGAUCUAGCUGAAGACUUAAGAUUGUAUCUUUUUGAGCAAGCCUCUUUCUUCAGCCCUCCAAGCCCUGCUCCCUGUUUCUCGACUUCUCUGCUGAUUUAUUAGACACUUGUGGUAAUUGUGUACCUCUUUGUACCAGCUGUGUUGCUGUAUUUCUCCUUCCUCUCAUUAAAACCUCUUCUUCUCA
Messenger RNA from Pogoniulus pusillus (Red-fronted tinkerbird), 7123 nucleotides. It is a transcript of the gene VEZT, whose product is annotated as vezatin, adherens junctions transmembrane protein. Lineage: Eukaryota; Metazoa; Chordata; Aves; Piciformes; Lybiidae. Gene Ontology annotation, molecular function: myosin binding. The transcript is spliced from 12 exons. Gene Ontology annotation, biological process: cell-cell adhesion. The coding region runs from base 111 to 2495 and encodes 794 amino acids. The record is from RefSeq and is a predicted model, not a curated record. Gene Ontology annotation, cellular component: plasma membrane.